GGUAACUCGUACACGCACAGAGCGGUCGCCAUAUUGGCUUGAAUUUAUAAGUUAGACUGGAGGGAAAAUAACAACGCUGCGGUGUUUUAUUUGUCAAUAUCACGCUUGUAAAUAUCUGUUGCUGAGACUGAGAGGUUGGAGCGUUGUUUUUUGUUGUCGUUGCUGUUAUAGAUUAUCGACGGUUUGUUUAUUAGGCAGCGGCGUUUUAUCCAGAGCAGAAAUGGGGCGGUCGAGGAGCCGGAGCUCGUCCCGGUCAAAGCACUCGAAAAGCGGAGGCAAGCACAGCAAGAAGCGCGGCAGCCGCUCCAGGUCCAGAUCCAAGGACCGCGAGAGGAGCAAGAAACGCUCCCGCUCCCGGGAGGCCAAGAGAAGCCGGCGGCGAGAGUCGCGCUCCAGGUCCAGGUCGAACAGGGAGCGGGCCAGGCCAGCGUCUCCGGUGGACCGAGUGGACAUGUUCGGCCGCACGCUGAGUAAACGCACCGCCGCAGAGGAGAAGCAGCGGAAAGAGGAGGAGGAGAAGAAAGCUGAGAUGGAGCGACAGAGGAAGAUCCGUCAGCAGGAGAUCGAGGAGCGUCUGAUUGAGGAGGAGACGGCGCGGAGAGUUGAGGAGCUGGUGGCCCGACGCGUUGAAGAGGAGCUGGAGAAACGGCGCGAUGAGAUCGAGCGUGAGGUGCUACGGCGUGUCGAGGAAGCCAAACGCAUCAUGGAAGCACAGCUUCUUCAGGAGCUCGAGAGACAGAGGCAGGCCGAGUUGAGCGCACAGAAAGCCCGCGAGGAGGAAGAAAAAUCGAAACGAGAGGAACUGGAAAAAAUUUUGGAAGAAAACAACAGAAAGAUCGCAGAAGCUCAGGCUAAGCUGGCCGAGGAUCAGCUGCGCAUAGUGGAGGAGCAGCGAAAGAUCCACGAGGAGCGAAUGAAGCUGGAGCAGGAGAGGCAGAGACAGCAGAAGGAAGAGCAGAAGAUCAUCUUGGGGAAGGGCAAGUCCCGACCUCGCCUCUCCUUCACGCUCAAAGCAACAGACUGACCACUCACUCCAGCCCUCUCUUCUCUUCCCUAUGUCUCUCUCUCUAUCUCUCUCCAUCUCUUUCUGGAAGAUGACUUCAUGUUGAAGUGAAUCUCUAGCCUUUUUUUUUUUUUUUUUUUGAAGAGAGGUUUCUCCUGCCCCUUCGUGUGUCUCCUCUGGGUUCGAACAAACUUCACAACCCCUUAGUCGGGGAAAACGUGUCACAGACUCUCCCUGACUCAAGGCUGGACUUGGCUGCUGCCUCCACAGACUCUAAAUUUUAGCAGCUUUUAUGUUUUGACAGUGCUGUGUAUAGGAUGCUUCCUUUAUUUCCCGCCCAAGUAUGGGAAAAUCCAUUGGGAAAUCCAUUUUGUUUUUACGAGAUUGCAAAAGCAAAGGUGUGUGUGUGAGUAAGAAGAGAGAGAGAGAAUGUGCCUGCGUGUGUAUGUGAGUGAGGGAGAGAAAGAGGUAGGACAUGUAUGUAUGUAUGUAUGUGAGCAUGUGUGUGUGAGAGAGUGAGAGAGAGAGAGAAGGUGAAGGCAGGGGGGAGGGGGACAGGCAUCUCAUGAUUUUUUUUUUUUUAAGGAACAAGUACAGUUUCUGGUCCACAACUUGAAGCCAUCCACUUGUGUAACGGGCUAAAAAUGGCACGAGGGUAAAAUGAAACGCGGUAAACGCAUACCUAGUUAUACUGUCUUUUUCUUUUUUUCUUUUUUUUUUUUUAACGGUAUGGUCCACAGCGUGAUUCUGAACGACCUGUCCGCCACUGUGCCCUGCGUGUCAGGUUAACCGCAGUAUGUCCUGCUUGUUUAAACCUUUGACCCGGUGCAUUUGCUAAUGUACGAAUCUGACACAGCUGUGGUGGAGAUGUGCACUGACCGUGCUGAUUGAGGUUCGCUUAGACAGUUCAUGUGUGGGUUAUGCAAAUGUCUACUGUUCUGUUCAUACAAGGAAAUCAGGAGACGCAGGUAAGAUUGGUUAGGGUGUGUGUGUGUAUGUGUGUGUGUGUGUGUGUGUGUGUGUGUGUGUGUUAGUCUGUGUGUUAGGAGCUAGCUUAAUCAUCUUGUGGAUGGUCUUGUUAAUUGGAUCUGAGUCAUUCAUUAAUAAAUCCUGCAAAUAGG
This is a messenger RNA of Clarias gariepinus (North African catfish), 2124 nucleotides long. It is a transcript of the gene arglu1a, whose product is annotated as arginine and glutamate rich 1a. Lineage: Eukaryota; Metazoa; Chordata; Actinopteri; Siluriformes; Clariidae. Gene Ontology annotation, molecular function: cadherin binding. The coding region runs from base 221 to 1024 and encodes 267 amino acids. The record is from RefSeq and is a predicted model, not a curated record. The transcript is spliced from 4 exons. Gene Ontology annotation, cellular component: nucleoplasm; mitochondrion.